ACGUAGUAAUAUCUUUAGGUAAAAGAAGAGAAAGUACAGAUAUCAACACUAUUUUUACAAAACAAACCCUCAUCUAGUAAGAGAAAAACCAUGGGGCAAGAGUAGAAAAGUAUUCUCACUAAGUGGAAGAAAAACUACAGCCUCUCUAAAUACAAGUAGAAAAAGAAUACAUUCUCUCAUAAUAGAAUACCCUUGCUUCUAACUCUCUCAAAUGAGGAGUUACUCUAUAGGAAUGCAUCAAGCUCAUGGAAUGACUUGCUAUUUAUGGUAAAAGGAUGAAAAUGGUUAUUAGUUAGCAAGGUAAAAGUUGUCUGCUUCCUAACCAACUUAGUAGCAAAGAAUUGCAUGAUGUACAAAAUUUUCAACCAUCUAUGUUUUACUUUUAUGCAAAAAAAUUGGGUUUACGUGGUUUCGUAGUCAUCUAUUUAGUUUAAUCUUAUUUAGCACUAUCAUACUUUAUUAUGAAGUGGAAAUAUUGAAUAAUUGGUGAUUAUGUUAUGCAUAUAUGUCAUUAAUAGAUUUCUUUUACGGUAGGAAAACUCUUGGGAGUCUAGGAAAGAGUUUAUUUAGACUUUCAGGUUUGAUAAUUCUGCAUAAUAGUAAAACUUAACUUGUAUAGUGGUCAUUUUCGUUGCUAUUAUUCUAGAUAUUGAAUGCACACUUUCUUCAAGAUCAGAAGAGAAUAAAAAUCAUAGAUUAUAUUCACAAAAAAAGUGGCAUUCUAAAUAAUUUCAGAAGUCUGCAGCAUAAGUAACCACAUUUCCUUUGUUUUCUUCGGAAGUAGUGUUUAUUUGAGAAUCGCAAUUUGUAUCACAAGGAUCACUGACUUAGCCAUUAGAAUCCGCCACUUGAAAUCAGGAUUCAAAAGUAAGGCUUUCAGCUUCCCGUCUGACUGAUUCAAACAGCACGGAGGACAGGUACCUCUCACCAAAGAUUGGGAAAAUAACCUGUACCAUAUCAAAACGGAACUCUCCACUAAGUGAAACUUGUAAAAUAAUGCUCAUGACUAACUCUCAGUUGUCAUCAAUCAAAACUAAACAAACAAUAUGUUGAAAAAAACAUGGGAUUUUGUUGCAAGUUCUUAACAGACAUUUAUACAAAAAGACAUCAACUUACAACAACUAGUUUUCUAGCAUUUUCUGGUCUUUUUGCUAUCUUAAUGGCAGCUGAAGCUGCAGCUCCAGAUGAUAUUCCAACCUAUAGUAAUAUUUCAAGUAUAGAUUCAACAAACUGUACAGGUAUUAUAGAAUAAAUUUGUAACAUAAACCUAUGAGCUUCCUUUGCAGUAUGGCUCAUUUGAUUGCCUGUGCAUAGAUCCUUUAGAACCUGUUGCUGACACUGCAGUAUUAAAUGACUCUAAGGUUCUUAAAGAAGCAUUUGAGAUUGGAUAUAUUCAUACCCCUGCCGAUUGUAUUGAUGUUAGAGGUCUUAGUGGUCAGAUUGGUUUCCUUCCAGUGAGCACUUGCCAACCAAUCAAGCUUUCCAGCAACAACCACCACCUUGUUUUCAACCAUAUCAUAAGCAGCCACCCUGGCAUGUACAGCAGCAGCUGCCACAUUCAUAUGCAGUAUGAGGAGCCAAAGCAAGAGGAAUUCCAAUCAGUGCAGCCAUGGAAGCCACAAUUCUGUAACCAGUGGCAGCAGGGGAUUGCAUCAUCUGAUUUUCAAGAAAUGACCUCCCAAGUGGCCCAAAUGGUGGCUGCUAUCAAUCAACUGGCUAGGAAAACUGAAGAGGAGAAGGAGGCAACAGUCAAUGAAGCACCACUGGGAGCAGCCUCUGCACUCGAGUUUCAAGCUGACCAUAAUCUUAAUAAUGUAGUUGGCGGACUUGAUCAGGUUUUUUCUGUACCUGAUAUUCCUAUUCAUGUACCUGAGUUUCAAGUUGAUAUUAAUGCUUUUGAUCUUUUACAACUUGAAACAAUAAAGCCUGUCUUGGAUCUUGAUAUUUCGGUUUGGAUGUCUGCACACACUCACAAUUUAAAUUCAGCAUUUUCCAUUGAAUAUAUUGACAUACCUUAUGCUGUUUCAGAAUUAUGUGCUGAUUUUAACAUCAUUCCAGUUGAUAAUAGCUUCACGGUAGGUGUUCAUUUAGCUGCUGAUUUGAUAGAUGCUAGUGAGGUCAUUUUUGAGGAGCCAGUACAGGUUGAUUCUAAACUUGAGCUUCCUAGCUGUUUGGGUGAGGUACAAAUUAGCUUUGAUAAUCUUAUGCAUGAGAAACCCUUGCCUGAUAGUCUUGCUGUCAUGCCUAGUUGUUCUGAAAUGCUGGAUAAAUUUUUUGUUUUAGAACAUAUUGAUAUUCUGGAUGAGGUUUAUGAUGUGUGCACUGAACCUAAUUACAAUAUUGAUGAUAGCCUUGUGAAAUGCACUGACUUAACUGAGGAUUCUGCUGUUAUUGGUAGGGAUAUUUUAAAUGAGCUAACACAGGUGUGUUCUGACCUUGAGAUUCCAGUUGCUUUAUCUGAGCUUCCUUUGCAGUAUGGCUCAUUUGAUUGCCUGUGUAUAGAUCCUUUAGAACCUGUUGCUGACACUGCAGUAUUUAAGCAUUUGAGAUUGGAUAUAUUCAUACCCCUGCCGAUUGUAUUGAUGUUAUGUGUCCAGCCUUUGAUGCACUGUUCUUUAUUGAAAAUGAAUUUGAGUUCACUGUUAACAAAGAUGCAAUGUUUGAUGAUCCACUUAUGCUUGACUUUGAAUUUAGUGAAUUUUGUGCAGAAUUAAAUGAAGAAGGCACACACUGAAGGCAUGAAAGAAGUUCUGGUUGAGCUAGAUGGGAAAGGAGAGCCGAGUUUGACGCAGUGGAGAGCUGAGAAGGAGCAACUCAAUGCAACCUUGGAGGCAAUGCACAAAGUGGAUGAGCAGAAUAGAGAAAAACCAAUAAGAUCCUUCUUUCCCUUUCUUUUAAAUAGUAGUUAUAGGUCUUUUAGAGUAAUGUGCAUAGUUUCAAAUAGCAUAGUUAAUAAUAUGAUAGUAAAUAUGCUGUUCUACAUAAAAAUAAAAAGAAUAAAUUUUGAUCUAUGGCCUAUUUGAAUAAAUUUUCUUUUUCCUUUAGUUUUGUAGAUUUAGUUUAGUUUUCUUAGUUCUAUUCUGUUAUAUGCAUUCUCUUUCAAUUUUAGUUCUUUUUCAAUAUUGUUUUGAAUAAUCCUGAUGUUGAUUGUCCUGUAUAUACUUGUUGCUGUUUGUGCUGAUAGAAAACCUUCAUCACUCACACAUUGAGGGCAAUGUGCCUCUUGAGUGUGGGGGUGGGAAGGUAUAGGUUUAAAAUUUUUGUUUUGAUGUAAAUAGAUCUGUUUAGGGGUAAUUUUUUUUUCUGAACUGUUUUUCCCUUUAGUUGUAGGUCUGUUUUAGUUUAGUGUAAUUGCUAUCUUUGUUAUAAUGUGUAAAUACCUUUCAUAAUCUGUUUAGUUUGUAAAUAAGAUUUAGUUUUUGGCUUUGAUUGUUAAUAGUUCUUAUGUGUUACGUAUUCAAGUAGGUAAUGUAACGAAAUCACCCUCUCACACACUCAAAACAAGCAAAAGAAUAAUGAAAGAAUCGAAUUGAACAAAUGAAUCUCUUUUAUUGAUGGUAGUGUAUGAAUAAACAAAAGUAAACAAUAACUGGGAGUAUAACCUUCUUCAGUUAUUUAAUAAUUGGGAGCAUAACCUUCUUCAGUUAUCCAAUAAUUGGGAGUAUAACCUCCUUUACAAAACUCACAAAUCAAAGCAUACCCUUAAUCAUAAACUCUAACUUUAUUUAUACUAAUUAUUUCUCGUCCAUCUCUUACUAAAUAUUUUCUUAGAAUAUAUUUGCAUUUAAUAUAAAUAUCCCUAUAUACUUAUCUCCCCAUAUAUU
Messenger RNA from Vigna radiata var. radiata (mung bean), 3824 nucleotides. RefSeq lists its product as uncharacterized. The transcript has 2 exons. The record is from RefSeq and is a predicted model, not a curated record. Lineage: Eukaryota; Viridiplantae; Streptophyta; Magnoliopsida; Fabales; Fabaceae. Bases 1536 to 2714 code for a protein of 392 amino acids.